Pelmatolapia mariae (spotted tilapia) is the source of this 2823-nucleotide messenger RNA. RefSeq names its product calcium-sensing receptor (gene casr). The transcript is spliced from 6 exons. Gene Ontology annotation, molecular function: calcium ion binding; G protein-coupled receptor activity. Gene Ontology annotation, biological process: regulation of calcium ion transport; intracellular calcium ion homeostasis; detection of calcium ion. The coding region runs from base 1 to 2823 and encodes 940 amino acids. Lineage: Eukaryota; Metazoa; Chordata; Actinopteri; Cichliformes; Cichlidae. The record is from RefSeq and is a predicted model, not a curated record. Gene Ontology annotation, cellular component: plasma membrane.
AUGAGACUGCUUCUGUAUUAUUUGACACUGCUGGGGUCCAGUUAUGUGAUUUCAACGUACGGACCCCACCAGAGAGCACAGAUGACUGGUGAUAUUUUACUUGGAGGUCUUUUCCCCUUACACUUCGGCAUUGCAUCCAAAGAUCAAGACCUUGCAGCCCGGCCAGAAUCCACCCAGUGUGUCAGGUUCAAUUUCCGUGGUUUUCGUUGGCUCCAGGCCAUGAUUUUUGCGAUUGAAGAGAUUAACAACAGCAGUACGCUCCUUCCCAACAUCACGCUGGGCUACAGGAUUUUUGACACUUGCAACACUGUGUCAAAAGCCUUGGAAGCCACCCUAAGUUUUGUGGCCCAAAAUAAGAUCGACUCUUUAAAUUUAGAUGAGUUUUGCAACUGUACUGAUCACAUACCAUCAACCAUUGCAGUAGUAGGAGCUGCUGGAUCUGCUGUCUCCACAGCAGUUGCAAACUUGCUGGGUCUAUUUUAUAUCCCUCAGAUCAGUUAUGCCUCGUCUAGCCGCCUACUGAGCAACAAGAAUCAGUACAAGUCCUUCAUGAGAACCAUUCCUACAGAUGAGUACCAGGCCACAGCCAUGGCAGACAUUAUUGAGUACUUUCAGUGGAACUGGGUCAUUGCUGUGGCCUCCGAUGAUGAGUAUGGGCGUCCAGGGAUUGAAAAGUUUGAGAAGGAGAUGGAAGAGCGAGACAUCUGCAUUCAUCUAAAUGAACUUAUUUCUCAGUACUUUGAGGAUCACGAAAUCAAAGCUCUGGUUGACAGGAUUGAGAAUUCCACAGCUAAAGUAAUCGUUGUGUUUGCCAGUGGCCCAGAUGUCGAACCUCUAAUCAAAGAGAUGGUUAGGAGAAACAUCACAGAUCGGAUCUGGUUAGCCAGUGAAGCUUGGGCAAUCUCCUCCCUUGUUGCUAAACCAGAAUAUCUUGAUGUUAUGGCAGGGACUAUUGGUUUUGCUCUAAAGGCAGGUCGUAUACCUGGCUUUAGAGAGUUCUUACAGCACGUCCAACCAAAGAAAGACAGUCAUAAUGAAUUUGUCAGAGAGUUUUGGGAAGAAACCUUCAACUGCUAUCUAGAAGAUAGCCCAAGAUUCCAAGAAAGUGAGAAUGGCAGCACUAGUUUCAGGCCUUUGUGUAGUGGUGAGGAGGACAUCGCAAGUGUUGAAACACCAUACCUGGACUACAAACACCUUCGUAUCUCCUAUAACGUUUAUGUUGCAGUUUAUUCCAUUGCACAGGCGCUACAGGACAUACUCACAUGCACACCUGGACGUGGACUUUUUGCAAACAAUUCCUGCGCAGAUAUAAAAAAAAUGGAAGCAUGGCAGGUCCUUAAGCAGCUUAGGCAUUUGAACUACACCAACAGCAUGGGAGAAAAGAUGCGCUUUGACGAGAACUCAGAUAUGGAAGCAAAUUACACCAUUAUAAACUGGCACAGGUCUACUGAAGAUGGCUCUGUGGUUUUUGAGGAGGUUGGAUAUUACAACAUGCAUGCCAAGAGAGGAGCCAAGCUGUUCAUUGACAGGACAAAAAUUCUUUGGAAUGGCUAUAGCACAGAGGUGCCAUUCUCUAACUGCAGUGAGGACUGUGAACCUGGCACAAGAAAGGGGAUCAUAGACAGCAUGCCUACUUGCUGCUUUGAAUGCACAGAGUGUUCUGAUGGUGAAUACAGUAAUCAUAAAGAUGCCAGUGUUUGCGCCAAGUGUCCAAAUAACUCCUGGUCAAACGGGAACCACACAUUCUGUUUCCUCAAGGAAGUCGAGUUUCUCUCCUGGACAGAACCAUUUGGGAUAGCUCUGGCUAUAUGUGCAGUACUGGGUGUCGUCUUAACAGCCUUCGUGAUUGGAGUCUUUGUCAGAUUUCGCAACACCCCAAUUGUGAAGGCCACAAACCGAGAACUGUCGUAUGUGCUCCUUUUCUCACUUAUCUGUUGCUUCUCCAGCUCUCUCAUCUUUAUUGGAGAGCCACAAGACUGGACAUGCCGUUUACGCCAACCUGCCUUUGGGGUCAGUUUUGUUCUCUGCAUCUCCUGCAUCCUUGUCAAAACUAACAGAGUCCUUUUGGUAUUUGAGGCCAAGAUUCCUACGAGUCUCCAUCGUAAAUGGUGGGGAUUGAAUCUGCAGUUUCUCCUGGUGUUUCUGUGCACAUUUGUCCAAGUCAUGAUAUGUGUGGUCUGGCUUUACAACGCCCCUCCUUCUAGCUACCAAAAUCAUGACAUCGAUGAGAUCAUUUUUAUCACAUGCAAUGAGGGCUCUGUGAUGGCUCUUGGGUUUUUAAUUGGCUACACGUGCAUAUUGGCAGCCAUAUGUUUCUUCUUUGCAUUUAAGUCACGGAAACUUCCAGAAAACUUUACAGAGGCCAAGUUCAUUACUUUUAGCAUGCUCAUAUUCUUUAUUGUUUGGAUCUCUUUUAUUCCUGCAUACUUCAGUACUUACGGCAAGUUUGUUUCAGCUGUGGAGGUCAUUGCUAUCCUGGCAUCUAGCUUUGGGAUGCUAGCCUGUAUCUUCUUCAACAAGGUCUACAUCAUCCUCUUCAAACCCUCCAGGAACACGAUUGAGGAAGUCAGAUGCAGCACUGCAGCCCAUGCUUUCAAAGUGGCUGCCAAAGCUACAUUAAAACACAGCACAACUUCAAGAAAAAAGUCCGGCAGCCUCGGUGGGUCUUCUGCCUCAACUCCUUCCUCAUCCAUCAGCGUCAAGACCAAUGGCAAUGACUACGACACUGCUUCAGGAAAGCACAGGCCAAGGGUGAGCUUUGGGAGUGGAACGGUUACUUUGUCCUUGAGUUUCGAGGAGUCCAGGAGGAGUUCUCUGAUGUGA